UCAGCCAUCGAUUAAUUAAUUCACUUUGCCUACCUCAGUGGGUCAAAUUCUGUGCUCCCAUUACAGCCAGGCAAUGCCAUUAUAAAUUGACAGGAUUGUAAGGCUGCAGGUAACUGGGGAAGCCCAGUACGUGUAAUAGAAGUGCACGUCCAUGCUUGUGAAAACAUGCUGUAAUUUGAAAGGUUGUCAUUAUGCACUGUGUGCUUUGUACAGUCAGCAUGGUAUGCUGCAAGCACUCCAGGAUCUGUUGUUCACGUUUUAUUUUGGGCGUUUUGCAAACUCUGCAUGUUUUUCCUGGUCCUGCUUUUAGUAAACUUCCCUAUCAAGGAAUUGUGCCAUAUAGCACUGACAAGACUUGUUUUGAGAUUCUCCAGGUCUGAACGAAUUCAUCAGCAGAAAAUGAAGGGUCCAAUUUCUUCUUCUUUUUAAAACGCUGACUGUAUUGAAAGUGCCUGACCUACAGGUAUAUGUGAACAUUUCAUCGCCCUAGACCCUAUUUAAUCCCAGCUGUUCAGUAAUGACCAUAGGCUCUCUCUUUUUCUCUCUAGGAAACUAUUGGCUAAGGCCCUUCUUUUCCCCAAGCUGGAACUUUCCCGUAUGCUGAGUUAGCUGUAGUCAUUUUGAGGAUCACUCUCCAUGCUUACAGUGUGGUGCUGAUUACUAGAUUAAUGCAUGGCUCCAUGCAGCAGGGUCCUAGAGCAAUAGAGUAGUAGUUUUGUUUUUUUUAUUCUCACUGAAAACUCUAUCUACUUGCCCCAAAUGAAAUCAGCUGUGCUUAAAAUCCCAGCUCUUUGACUUAGGAUAGCAAGCUUAAUGCUGAUGCUCAUGUAAGUCUGGCUCGAGCAUCUCAACACCCUGUUCUUCUGCCUGCUUUUUUAAUUUCAAAAUACUCAAUUUGCAUGCAAGAACACAGCUGUUUGGGGAAAGAAGGGAAAUGGGUUUUGAGAACUCUCAGCUCCAGGUCACUGACUUGAGCCUCACCCAAAUUUGUAGCCACCAAAAAGCCAUCAAAAUCUCAGAUAGUAAAAUGAGUAGACAGGGGCCUGUGAUACAGAAACCCCCAUCAAACCUGACUCUUGUUCAGUGUAAGCAGAGAGGCUAAAGACAAAAAGUGAGACUAAACUAUCCUGACAGUUAGCUUGUGACCAUCACAGUAAGUGGGAGGUUGAGACCCAUUGGCAUGGCUAGUUGGGCAAUCUUAUAUUGCUUCUAGCCAUGCUCCACCUAUUUGGACAAACAAGUUACUUUAAUUUCUAGGAUUGUCAGUGAAGCACUGAACUCCAACAAAAGUCAAGACAUUGGAGAGGAGAAUGCAGGGAUGGAUACAACUGUGGUAGACUGAGCAGAUCUCCUUGGGAAGUUAAGUUAGUUGUCUAACCUUGGCUGUGGUCCUUCUAAUGUUGCAUUGAUCAAAGUACCACCAAGGACAUUUUGAAAAUUUUGCUGUAUGGUUUUCAACCCCCUCAGUUUUACCCUAAAAUGGUUUCACAUCAGAUGAAACUAAUCUGAUCUGUAAAAUAAAAAACAAGCGUUCGGAGAGAGAAAUACUUGUCAAAAGCAGAGGGUGGCUGCAGGGAGUUCAGGCAACCAAAGGCUGCAUCAGACAUGCCUGGGCAUGGUGAAUACUAAUACUUCAGACAGAUAAUCUGUAUUUUGCUCACACCCAGCUCAGACUCCAUUAAAGCUCUGAGGCUGCAGGAUUUUCAGCUCUCAUCUGGUUAAUUCUCUGUAACACAUUCACCAUGUUCCUCGCUCAAGCCUUGCUUGGUGGAGGGAGCAGUGGUGGAGGGGGCCUUGCGAGAGGCCUUGGGGGUCUUUUAUCAGGAGGUGGACAAGGAGGAGGAAAUCUUGGAGGACUCGUUGGAGGACUUGUCAACAUUAUCAGUGAGGUAGCAGCUCAGUACACCCCAGAGCCACCCCCACCUCCUCGCAGCCACUUCAUGAAUGUGGAAGCCGGCGAGAGCGAGGAGAUCCGUCAGUUCCGCCGACUGUUUGUCCAGCUGGCUGGAGAUGACAUAGAAGUGUGCGCCACCGAGUUGAUGGACAUUCUGAACAAGGUGGUGGCCAGACAUAAAAACCUGAAGACAGAGGGCUUCAGCCUGGACACGUGCCGGAGCAUGGUGUCAGUCAUGGACAGUGACACAACUGGUAGGCUGGGCUUUGAGGAGUUUAAGUACCUGUGGAACAACAUCAAGAAGUGGCAGUGCGUGUACAAAGAACACUACUCUGACCAGUCGGGAACUCUUGGGAGUGCUCAGCUGCCAGAUGCCUUCAAGGCUGCAGGAUUCCAGCUGAAUGACCAGCUCUACCAGAUGAUCAUUCGCAGAUACUCCGAUGAAAAUGGGAGCAUGGAUUUCAAUAACUUCAUCAGCUGCUUGGUGCGACUGGAUGGCAUGUUCCGUGCCUUCAAAUCCCUGGACCAAGAUGGAGACGGCCUGGUGAACAUGAACAUUGAAGAGUGGCUGCAGCUGACCAUGUACUCCUAAGGGAGCACAUUGGAAUGAAAUACUCUCCAACUGCAUGCUCUUGUUUAUGCCUGUGUUACUAACGGGAGCCUUUCUCCUUGUUGCUCAAGAGCCACUGUUUGUAAAGUCAAACAAGUUGUGUUGCUAUGAAAUAACAUGCAGUACUUUAAUGCUUAAAAAACCCUUAGUUUAUUGUGAAAUGUUGUUUGUUCUGCUAUGUACGUUUUAUAGUUAUUUGGAUUGCUGAGGGGCUAGAAAAUGGAGCAUUUCUUGAGCUAUGCAAGACAGUGUGUGUGUGCGUGCGUGCGUGUGUGCGCACAUGCUUAUGGGUACCUAUAAUAGAAAACUAGAUUUGGGCUCAAAAAGGAGAGAAUGUUGAUAAUGCUUUCUUCUCGUGUAGCUUGUUGGUGGCUGGUGGACGUAUACACAUAAUAGAGAAUACAUUUCUGAUUUUUUUCCUUAAGAUUGGGGUUGUUCUUGAUGACUAUUUUGUUUUUUAUGUAUUAUUUAUCAGAGCUUAUUUUGCUGGAGACAGAAGCUGUGCUUGCCUGCAGGGAAAUUGCUAGUAAACAGAGGUGUAUUGAUUUCUAAUUGGUAAGGAAUUAUUUGUAAUGGGGAAAAUAAAUUGGAGUUGUAAUUAUUAUAAUAAUCAGUGGAUUUUGAGAGACAAAUUAAAUCUCUCCUCUUUCCUACUUUUGCUGUCUCAUUGUUUUCAGCUGCAAUGUUUCCUGGAGACCUGGUGCUUGGCAUAUACUCUUUUUAUUCUUGCAGCCUUCUAAUAAAUAUUUGUAUUGUAAAGUGCAAUAAUCUGAGUAGUGUUAAAAUACAGAAUUGCCUGUUGAGAGGGCUGUUGAACUGUUGCGGUCAACUAUUAGACAGAUGGACAAAUUCAGCCUUGGCUUAUCUCCAUUGAAGUGGAGUUUCCUCAGGGAUGAAUUUGACCCACAUUCUCCAACUACAGUAGUUCCAUUCAUGUCGGGGCAGCGAUGCUUGCAGUGGCGUUAAAAGGCAAGAAGCAGCAGGAACUGUAGGUGUGUGUGCCUGCGGUUCAGAGUGUCCUCAGCUGCUUUAAAGCAAAAUUUAUUUUACCUGGGCCUAGUUAAUAUUAACG
Molecule: messenger RNA, 3576 nt
Organism: Dermochelys coriacea (leatherback sea turtle)
Lineage: Eukaryota; Metazoa; Chordata; Testudines; Dermochelyidae
Gene: CAPNS2
Product: calpain small subunit 2
Exons: 1
Coding region: 1743-2486 (247 amino acids)
Molecular function (GO): calcium ion binding
Source: RefSeq, a predicted model, not a curated record